This is a messenger RNA of Penicillium coprophilum, 891 nucleotides long. RefSeq lists its product as uncharacterized. Gene Ontology annotation, molecular function: oxidoreductase activity. The record is from RefSeq and is a predicted model, not a curated record. The transcript is spliced from 2 exons. The coding region runs from base 1 to 891 and encodes 296 amino acids. NCBI's taxonomy places the organism in Eukaryota, Fungi, Ascomycota, Eurotiomycetes, Eurotiales, Aspergillaceae.
AUGGCUUCUGCAGCGGUUCAACUUCCAAAUUCCCAAGGCCCUUUGCUCUCAGAAAAACCCGGAGUCUCCGUUUCGGAAAAGCCUCACCAUGUUCAGACUACACUCAACUUCUUCAAAGAGAACGAGGAUGGUUCUCCCCCGGCACCAGCGUAUAUUGGCAGGCCAGAAACUUACGAGCAACCUUUGUAUCCUCUACCUGCCACCAUCCAUGACAUCAGCGGCCACGAACUUGACUACAAACUAGACAGCCAUGGAUUCCAGCUUUACUAUCACGAAAGCCAAGAAAAAGACUUCCUAGAUGAUGAGAAGAUCAAGACGGCAUACUACGCGGAAACAGAGCAGCUACUUAAAGACGCCACGGGUGCCUCCCGCAUCUUCAUCUUUGACCACACCAUUCGCCGGCCCCAAACCGACAAAUCCACCAGUUCCCAGUUCCGCGGGCCUGUACAACGCGUGCACAUCGAUCAAUCAUACAGCGCAUCCAAGAACAGAGUCUCCUUUCAUCUCCCAGAUGAGGCACCCGAGCUUCUCAAGGGCCGAUAUCAAAUCAUCAAUGUCUGGCGUCCGAUCAAUACUAUCCUGAAGGAUCCACUGGCUGUGGCGGAUGCGCACUCGGUCCUAGAAAGUGACCUGGUGCCUGUUGGGCUCAUAUACCCAGACCGCGAGGGCGAGACGUACUCCAUCAAGCCGAAUUCUAAUAUCAAGUGGUAUUACCGCUAUGGUCAGACUCCGGACUUGGUGACCCUUAUUAAGUGUUUUGAUUCCAAGUUGGAUGGAAGAGCUCGUCGUUCGCCCCAUACUGCUUUCGUCAACCCGGAAACAGAGAAUGAAGCCGGAAGACAUAGUAUCGAAGUGCGAGCAUUGGUUUUCCAUCCUGAUGACCGUGAUUAG